AUUAUGGAAUUAAGUAAUUUUACAACAUCGAAAAAAAUGUCACGCGAAGAGCGUCGAUAUUCGGUUCCGCAUGGACCGAACACACCAUUGCCACCUGCUGCUUCAGAGGACUUACAUGCGUGGUCAAUAUACAGACAAAAUUUGAACUCAGACUUUACUGACUCAGCAUUGGGUUCAUCAGACAAAUCACCGCUGCCAUAUGGAAAUUUCCAAUUACGCGAUACAACAGUGCAAUCAAUAUUAAAUCACCCACGUUAUGGGCCAAAAUCACCGUUGGGGUCUAAUAUGUAUACAUAUUUAAAAUUUGGCCUGCCACGUGUUUUUCCGCCAAAUGCAGGUUCACAGCGUUCACAUCGUGCAGGUCCAGGACCAGGUAAUGCGCGUGGACGUAUAAAUCGUGGUUUUCGUGAUAGUUCAGGUGGUCCAGCAGCAGGUUCCUCUGGUUAUGACAGCAGUGACAACGAAACAACACGCAGUCGUGUGCCUCCCAAUUUAAGAAAAUAUCGCAGCGAAUCUGAUUUUCGUAACAUUGGUGGCAUGCCAAGUUCACGACCUGACUCUCGAGCACAAGGUGUACCGAUUGCUGCUUUAAGACAAGCAAAUAGUCGUGCUAGCAUAGCAGUGGGCACACAUGCCAAUAAUCAUCACUACAUACCUAACGGCAAACACUAUGGCCAUCGUUCACACAGCGAAGCGGAUUUACUUUCCGGUGGCAAUGAUGGUAUUAGCUAUGAUUAUGGUGAAUCACGAAUUUAUGGUACACGUCAUCGUACUUCAGAUCAUCCGAAUGGUGGACAUCAUUCGAAUUACGGUAUAACGACUAGAAAACAGUCCAGCAUAGGUUUAGUCUAUCCCAAUAUACAAGUUCAUUGUUUGGAUGUCAAUCCAUGUUUGCGUGGCGUUUCGCUACAGGCAAAAGCAGGCGAUUUGUUUGCUAUUAUGGCAACAUCACAACGUGAAGGCACUGCACUUACAGAAUGUUUGGCAGGUCUACGAGAACGCAUGGGUGGUGAAAUACUUAUAAAUGGUCAACAAAUUAAUAAGCGUGGUCUUCGAGAAUUAUGCAGUUAUGUACCGGCUUUAAAUGUAUCUUCAUUAGAUCCCCGUAUGAGCGUACAGUGUACUCUUAACUUUCAUUGUGCUCUAAGAGGUCCUUUAAAUCGUAAUGAUUUGGAAGAAAGGAUGGAUGUUCUUAUUGAAGACUUAGGUCUUACUACAGUACGUGCAUCAAAUGUUUCCUCUCUAACGCAUUCUGAGAAGCAACGUUUAAGUGUGGCUUGUCAGUUAUUAGCACAGUCAUCGAUCCUAAUACUAGAUCAAGUUACUAGUAAUAUGGACAUUUUUGAUACAUUUUUCUUAGUGGAAUACUUACGGCAAUGGUGCAAUGGUGGACGUAUUGUUAUAAUGACAUUACAACCACCAACAUUUGAAAUACUUUCUAUGUGCUCGGGUGUAUUAUUGCUGUCUGGCGGAAGAACAGUUUUUUCGGGUAGUCGAUCGGAUUUGCCAAGACAUAUGGGCGAAUUAGGAUAUCCUUGCCCACCAUUCAAAAACCCGGCUGAUUAUUAUUUGGAUCUAGUAACAUUAGAUGACUUAUCCGCUGCUGCCAUGCUGGAGUCAUCAGCUCGAAUAGAAACACUCGCAAACAAUUGGGAUCAAAUAAAUUCAGAACCACCUCUAGCAGCUCCACCAGCAUCUUUAACAAAUUUCACCAGAAAAGCUGGUGUACUAGGCCAAACUAAAGCACUUAUCAAACGAUUCACAUCAUAUAAACAACCGGGCUCAUUAUUAACAUGGAUAAGUAAACUAAUAGCAGCAGCGCUAUUAUCGCUUUGUAUUGGUUGCAUAUUUUGGGAUGUACCAGCUUCAGAUCCACAACUAACCUAUAACGAUCGCCUUGGUUAUCAUCACUGUGUCAUAGCUUUGGCUUAUUGGCCAUUAGUCAUGCUAACAAUACGCGUAGCACAAGAGGAUCGUAAACAUGCAGAACGAGAUAUACGAUUGGGAUUAUACUCGAGAACUCUUUAUAUAAUAGUACAGAGUAUUCUGGGACUUUUCCCAAGCUUAUGCAUUUGGUUGGCUUAUUUACUGCCAGCACACAGUAUGGCAGGUCUUUACACUUAUUCAAAGACUAGUGAUACAGGCAUAUAUCUAUAUAUGGGUUACAUGUUGCUAUUUCUAACAUUAAUACAAACACUUGCACUCUUCUGUGCACACUUGAUGCCCACCAAAACGUCAGCUAUAGUGUUCAAUGCUCUAAUCACGCUGGGACUAACAGCUGUCGGUGGCUAUUCAGUGCAUCCCCGUAAUCUUUCAAAACUAUGGUCUUGGUCACAACUUAUAUCACCAGAGAAAUGGUUACUACCUGUGUUGGUACAAGAUGAGUACAGCUAUGAUACUCUAUCGAAUUCUGGAAAUUUGCAGCUUUGUCGCAAUAAACAAGUACAACAUCAAGAGAUUAUCGUGCAGCAGACAUGCCCACCACCUGACGGUGCAGCAGUUCUAACAGAUUUUCUGUUAUUACCAAAUCAACACAUUUUAGAUCCAACACCCACAUAUGAUCAGACAACGACAUUGGCUUUAGUACUAGGUUCGGUUAUACUCUUUGUGGCAACUUUCUUGGUUUUCGUGUGCAAUUGUAGCAGAACAUUUCGAAAGAAACAGAAACGCAUUUAAAGCAUUUAAAUUCAUUUAUGGAUAGUUAG
This is a messenger RNA of Teleopsis dalmanni, 2705 nucleotides long. Its product is annotated as ATP-binding cassette sub-family G member 8-like. The record is from RefSeq and is a predicted model, not a curated record. NCBI's taxonomy places the organism in Eukaryota, Metazoa, Arthropoda, Insecta, Diptera, Diopsidae. Gene Ontology annotation, cellular component: plasma membrane. Gene Ontology annotation, molecular function: ATP hydrolysis activity; ABC-type transporter activity; ATP binding.